AUGUCAAUCUAUCGAACAAUUGUUGGGUCCAUUGAACAUAAGAAACAAGUUUUGAUGUUUGUCUAUGGUCACGGGGGUACAGGCAAAACUUUUCUAUGGAGUAUGAUUCUUUCGUAUUUUAGAUCAAUUGGGAAAGUGGUUCUGGAUGUUGCUGCAUCUGGAAUUGCAUCAUUACUACUUCCAUCUGGAACAAACGCACAUUCAAGAUUUAAGAUUCCAAUAGAUCUCACAAACAAAAAAUCUUGUGAUAUAAAAAAGAGAACAAUUCUAGGCGAUCUCAUGUGUCAUACAUCACUUAUUGAGAAACCAUUUGGUGGUCUUUCUGUCCUCCUUGGUGGUGACUUGCGACAAACACUUCCUGUUGUCCCAAAAAGCACACGUUCUGAGACAAUAGCGCUUACACUACCAAAAUCAUAUCUUUGGCGUCUUUUUCAAAGAUGGUUUGGUUGGAUUCCUGAUACAGAUGAUCCUGACAACACGUCUUGGGUUCAAAUACCAGAUUCACUAUUGAUCCCACCUGGACCAAAUGUGUUACAAGAUCUUAUACAGUUUGUGUAUGGAGAUUCUAUACUGAUCAACCCAACAGCGAAAGAUCUUUCAGAAAGGACAAUUGUUUGUCCAACAAAUGAAGUGCCAGAUAAGAUAAACAACAUGAUCCUAGAAACUAUCACAGCUUCCGGUGUAGUAUAUAACAACACAGAUUCAAUGCAACCAAAUGGAAAACACACAGCUGAUCCAGAAGGACUAUAUCCUACAGACUACCUAAAUGAAUUAAUAUUUCCAGGAAUCCCACCUCAUGUACUUCACUUGAAACAAGGAGCACCGAUUAUGUUACUGAGAAACAUGAAUCAAAAGGAAGGAUUAUGUAAUGCUAACACUUUUACCUCGAUUAAUGUCUGUUUACCUAACAGUGAAGACAUAGCAUUCAUGACUUGUAUAUCUGAUAUGAAGUGUGAAGGUGUUGGAGCUCCUUUACAAUUAAGAAUCAUCCGCAAAUGGAAGAACAAUGGAGAUGCAAUCCAGAUUCUUGGACAACGUACUAGUCAGACUUAUAAUGAAUCAGUAUUCAAAUUAUUCGAUUGCUACACGAUCUUCGAAUACAGCUGUCCAGAACUUGAUAGGCACCAGAAGGUAUUAGAGAAUGAUUUCUACAUCAAGGUUGGUCUCAUUUCAGUAAUCAAAUCACUUCCAGAUACAAUGACAAUACCAAAACACUGGUUCCGGUUUGUCACAAAAUCGCAUCUCAUGGAACUUGGAGAAAAACCACCUUAUUAUCCAGAUUUUAUUAGUGUUCUAUCAAAAACCAAAGACUGCAGAAAAGCAAAUCAUGAGCCAUAUGUUUUCCUUGUGCUAACAGAAAAGAGUGGCAAUGAACUUCCAAUAAACCUAUGGAAUGAAUGCAUCACAGUCCCAACAAAAUUCAACCGUGAUCUACUAAUCCCGUUGCCUACCAUUACAGUUGUUGCUGUUACAAACCUAAAGGCUUCCACUUCUGCAAGUAUGGCACUUCCAAUCUGA
Messenger RNA from Lactuca saligna, 1518 nucleotides. The record is from the annotation of a GenBank genome assembly. Lineage: Eukaryota; Viridiplantae; Streptophyta; Magnoliopsida; Asterales; Asteraceae.